UUUUAGGCUACUGCAUUAUCAUAGUUGCUAAAAGCAUUAGUUACAUUGAGUUCAUGCAAAAUUGCUGCUCAACAAAAUGGCAGCCGUGUUGACGCAGCAAGCUAUUAGUUUGAACAAAUCAAAUAAAGAGAUGGCUACUGAUUUCUUAUCUAACAUUGUCAGGCCAGAUGUUGUGCAAGCUGAUGAUGAAGCAAUUAAGGUUAAGGAGCAAGAAAUUCUUGAAAUGGGGAAACUUUAUGCAGACCAGAAUAAAGCCAAUGAACUGGCUAACCUGAUCAAAUGUGUACGACCAUUCCUAAACCUGGUGAGCAAAGCCAAAGCAGCAAAGCUGGUUCGUGCUCUUGUUGAUCUCUUCCUUGAUAUGGAAGCUGCCACUGGUAGUGAGGUUGAACUCUGUAAGGAAUGCAUUCAGUGGGCUAAAGAUGAAAGACGAACAUUUCUAAGGCAAGCUUUAGAGGCUCGUUUAAUUGCAUUAUACUUUGAUACCAAGAAAUACACUGAAGCUUUACAGCUGGGCUCAACAUUGUUGCGAGAGCUCAAAAAGUUAGAUGACAAAGCCUUGUUGGUAGAAGUGCAACUUUUAGAAAGUAAAGUCUAUCAUGCUCUGAGCAAUUUACCAAAAGCCAGAGCAGCCCUUACCUCUGGUAGAACUACAGCUAAUGGUAUUUACUGCCCGCCAAAACUUCAAGCUGCAUUGGACCAGCAAUCAGGUAUUUUACAUGCAGCAGAUGAAAGAGAUUUCAAAACUGCUUACUCUUAUUUCUAUGAAGCAUUUGAAGGCUAUGACUCAAUAGAUAGCCCUAAGGCUGUUAUUGCUCUCAAGUACAUGUUAUUGUGUAAAAUCAUGCUUAACACUGCUGAUGAAGUGCAAGCUAUUGUCAGUGGAAAGUUGGCUCUUAAAUACAGUGGACCUGAAGUUGAUGCAAUGAAAAGUAUUGCACAAGCCAGCCACAAAAGAUCUUUGGCAGAUUUUCAGAAAACUUUAACAACAUACAAAGCCCAGCUGGAAGAUGAUACCAUUGUUCAAGCCCAUCUAAAGACUUUGUAUGAUAAUCUUCUAGAACAGAACUUGUGUCGCAUCAUUGAACCAUUCUCUAAAGUACAAGUACAGCAUGUGGCAAAUCUCAUUAAAUUACCUCUGACUAAUGUGGAGAAGAAAUUGUCACAAAUGAUUUUAGACAAAAAGUUUCAUGGCAUUCUAGAUCAAGGUGCAGGAGUCCUGAUUGUCUUUGAUGAGGUUCAGUCAGAUAAGACUUAUGCCAAUGCAUUAGAGACAAUACACAACAUGGGCAAAGUGGUAGAUGCCCUGUACCAGAAAGCCAAGAAACUAUCUUAGUAAAUGUUCUCAUGUAUUGUCUGUACAGCCCAGGAGAGGGGGGGGCUGAUGAAUUUGUUUGAAGCAGGCUAAAAAGAAAAGAUCAGCUGUUAUUUUUUUUUAUAUUUAUUUUUGAAAACAAGGAAUGAAACAAAAAACUGUUACAGCUUGCUGAAAUGUAUGAUUCUCUUCUCCAAACUGUCUUAGGGUAUUCUCUUUGUUAUAAGUCAGCCUCUCCACCUGUUCAAACUUGUGUAUAUAUAUAUAUCCAUUUUAUUUUGACAUUGUGUUAGUUUUGAAACAAACAGGUAUUUUUACUUGUUAUCUUUUUUUUUAUAUUUGGUAAUAAUAAAUAGUAAAUUAUCACCA
Biomphalaria glabrata is the source of this 1684-nucleotide messenger RNA. Its product is annotated as 26S proteasome non-ATPase regulatory subunit 11-like. The record is from RefSeq and is a predicted model, not a curated record. The transcript has 12 exons. NCBI's taxonomy places the organism in Eukaryota, Metazoa, Mollusca, Gastropoda, Planorbidae. Gene Ontology annotation, cellular component: proteasome regulatory particle, lid subcomplex. Gene Ontology annotation, biological process: ubiquitin-dependent protein catabolic process. Gene Ontology annotation, molecular function: structural molecule activity; protein binding. Bases 77 to 1336 code for a protein of 419 amino acids.